Aspergillus saccharolyticus JOP 1030-1 is the source of this 4142-nucleotide messenger RNA. Its product is annotated as glycerophosphocholine phosphodiesterase. NCBI's taxonomy places the organism in Eukaryota, Fungi, Ascomycota, Eurotiomycetes, Eurotiales, Aspergillaceae. The transcript is spliced from 4 exons. Bases 433 to 4002 code for a protein of 1189 amino acids. Gene Ontology annotation, molecular function: glycerophosphocholine phosphodiesterase activity; protein binding. The record is from RefSeq and is a predicted model, not a curated record. Gene Ontology annotation, biological process: glycerophospholipid catabolic process.
UUGAUAUUUUUGUUCGAUCAUAUGUCUUGGGGCUCUUGGCCGACUCUCGCACGUGCUGAUAGCUCGGUCCCUUUCCUUUGUCGCUUGGUCCCAAGGAUUCCCGACUGUAUAUGACCCGUGGCUCUCUCUUUCUUCUCUUCAAUCUUCAAACCCCCGAAAUCUCUCAGUAUACGACUAUUCAGGGUAUUCCCACUAUCCCCUCUAUCUUACAGCCAUGACUCUGCGAUAAACUAACGGAUGGCUUUGUGCUCGAAGUCCGACCUGUCUUUCCUCUCUUGUCUGCCCCAGAUCCACCUCUAGAUUUGAUCAUCAUUUCGUCAGCUGUGUUAAGAUCCUUGGUCACAAACGCAUCCUCAAUCCUAGAGAUUUAUAUCCCACCCUCUCUCCUCGGGCCAACAAUUCGAACCCUCCGCUACUUAAUACCUCUCGAAAAUGAAAUUCGGACGCAACUUACCCCGCAAUGUGGUUCCGGAAUGGAGCGCAAACUACAUUCAUUAUAAGGACUUGAAAAAGCUCAUCAAAGCAGCGGCGGAGAACGUAAAAUCGGGACACGAGGCUGAUCUUGCAGGAUUUUUCUACGCUCUCGACCGGAACCUCGAAGAUGUUGACUACUUCUACAACAAAAAAUACGCUGACUUCGCGCGCCGUAUGAAGAUAUUGGAAGAGCGAUAUGGCCCGUCACUGGAUGGCCGCCAGCGCCUGGACACGGAAGAAGUGGAGGACUUGUUGGCGGCAUUGCUCGAGCUACGUGGCCAAUGGCGCAAACUGCAGUGGUAUGGAGAAGUCAAUCGUCGAGGCUUCAUCAAGAUCACCAAGAAGCUGGACAAAAAAGUCGGCGUUCAGACGCAACAAAAAUAUCUGGAGACGAAGGUGGACCCGCUUCCCUUCGCCUCGAAUCCGGAAAUCACCACUGCUCUGAAGAAGAUUAAUGACCGCUUGUCCGUCCUUGGGGAACAGAAAAGUAACGAUGAUGCCAGCUCAACGCACUCGUCUCUGUCAUUCAAAGCGGGCCGAUCGCGGCCUCAUCUGAAUCUGCCAGCCAGUAUGCUGCAAGCUGUUGAUGAAGCGUUGCGGAAGAACGAUACACAUGUUCUACUGGAGUUACUUGAGUCCUUAAAGACAGCUGCUGACGACUCAGGAGAGCACAUCUAUCUCAAAGUUCUCCAGAGCCUCCUUCAGCGAUCUAUCUAUUAUCGCGCGAACGCAUGCAUUACAGUGCUACUUAAUCGCAUGGACACGCUCGAUGAGGAGGAUGAUAUCAACAAGCGUAACUGUAUUCAUCGGCUUGUGAUCUCUAUUGGUCGCGCACAGUCCACCAGUGAUUCGGAACAGUCUGCUUCUUUGGUCCUUGACUUCCCUCUGGAAACGUCGAACUAUAUUACCCCUGCUGCCUUGCCCACUCUGCAAGCGCCUCGCUCGGUGGUAAAAGAGGAAGAUUUCCCUCAACAUUUGGAAAGAUCUGAUCCGCCGGUGUCACUGUUGCAGCAUAUACUUGAUCAGCUUCAGCCUUCCCAGCGCAAGGCCUUGCUUGCGAAAGAUAUCUCCGGGCGUACUCCGCUUCACUAUGCAGCGCAAUAUGGGUUCAAGGUUGUGUGCGAAGUAAUCAUCGAGCACCUGCAGGCGUGGGAUAUGUUUGACGUCAACGAGGGCAUCGAUGGCCCACGUUGGCAAGACAAUGAUGGCUGGGCUCCGCUGCAUUUGAGUGUCGUGGGUGGCCAUCCCUUGACUACUAAUUGUCUUCUCGAAUCGGAAAACUGGCACGGAGCCAAUAAAGACAAAGCGAAAAUCCGCAAACAAGUGUCGCGCUCGAGUGCUGUGCUGGCUCUGGCAACCAAAGCGAACUUUGUUGAUAUCGUGCGGCUCUUGGUCGAGGCCGGUGUGGACAUCAAUUACCAGGACGAUCACGGCGAAACUGCACUCCAUGUGGCCGCUCGCUUUGGGCAUGAUCUGUGCGCGGAGAUCCUGCUACAGGGGAACGCGGACCAGAAGGCUGACACUGAGCUCGCUGAGAAGACGUAUGGCUGGACGCCGCUGUUCAUUGCUUGUGUGGACGGAGCCUUGCGUGUUGUAGAAUUGUUAAUUGAAGCAGGCGCUGAACUUGAAAGGCUGGACUCAUCCGGUUGGACUGCAAAGGAGCAUGCCGCUCUUAGAGGUCAUCUCGAUAUUGCUCGUUGUCUCGCAAAGGUCACGCCGCCGCCUGAGAUCAGCGAAGCGGAGCCUGUCAUCCCCGUGCCAACUGUCUCGUCUGCUCCACCAUCUCCUCCGCCGUCUUCUUUGGCUGACAGGCGGUCCAAUGCGCCUGCCAGUAGCUCCCCACUGCGCACCGCAGAGCCUAUCAAGACCUUCGGUCAUCGGUAUCUCACUGAUGAGUCGAUGAUUCUGGUCAGUCUGGGCACUAUGGACAUGCGCAGCUCUCUUGAGGCUGUCAAUCUCGACCGGAUUCCUCUAGAGAGCGCUCACUCCACCCAGCUAGACACGGCCCUCUCGAUCGUCGUUUCCGCCAGCGGGGCUCGUGGGGAGCCUGAGAUAAUCGAUCUUCCUGUCCAAGACAAUAUUUCCACCGAACCCAUCGUUUUCCAUGCUAAGGAUGCUUCGAAGGUCCGGCUCUUGUUCGAUCUAGUCCCAACUUACGCUGGCUCUAAGGACAAGAUUGUGGGACGAGGAGUUGCUUUGCUCUCGAGUAUCAAGCCCACUCUUGGUUCUCAUCGCAUCAACCUCAAGGGCGACUCCACAGUUCCUAUCGUUGCAGCGAAUACACUGGAAGUGAUUGGCUCCGUCACGUUCAAUUUUCUGAUCAUCACGCCGUUCAAGCAUCCUAACAUGACAAUCACGGGGGACAGAACGUACUGGAAAAGUAUGAGUUCCACUAUGGUGAUUGGGCACCGUGGCUUGGGUAAGAACUUUGCCAGCCGCAACUCAUUACAGCUCGGCGAGAAUACCGUACAGUCUUUCAUCGCCGCUGCAAACCUGGGUGCUUCCUACGUGGAAUUCGACGUCCAGCUGACAAAAGACCACGUGCCUGUUAUUUACCAUGAUUUUCUUGUCAGCGAGACGGGAAUUGACGCCCCGGUCCACACCCUCACUCUGGAACAGUUCCUUCAACUAGGAGACAACAAACCUGCCCGUCGGCCUGGUUCACCGCCGCAAACGCCAGACGUGCUAGGCAAAGACAACUACUUCAAUACUCGCCCGCGGUCGAUGUCCGUCGGUGGUUCAGAAUAUGAUCCGUCUGAGAUGAACGAGAAAAUCAAGCAUACCCGUGACUUCAAAAAGAAGGGCUUUAAAGGCAACAGCCGUGGCAACCACAUCCAAGCUCCUUUCGCCACCUUGGAGGAACUGUUCAAGAAACUACCUCAAUCCGUUGGAUUCAACAUCGAGCUGAAGUAUCCCAUGCUCCACGAGAGCGAGGAGGAAGAAAUGGACACUUAUGCGGUGGAGCUGAAUUCAUUCGUGGACACUGUCCUUACCAAGGUCUAUGAUCUAGGCCAGGGACGCAACAUGAUCUUCUCCAGCUUCAACCCGGACGUGUGCUUGCUGCUUUCCUUCAAGCAACCGUCCAUUCCAGUGCUUUUCCUGUCGGACUCCGGAGCAUCUCCUGUUGGCGAUAUCCGUGCUAGUAGUCUACAGGAAGCGGUUCGCUUCGCAUCCCGAUGGAACCUGCUCGGCGUUGUCUCGCAGGCCGAGGCUCUUGUUCUGUGUCCUCGGCUCGUCCGAGUGGUGAAGGAAUCUGGGUUGGUGUGUGUGUCCUAUGGAGCCAUCAACAACGACCCGGCCAAUGUCAAACUGCAAGUUGCCGAGGGAAUCGAUGCGGUGAUUGUGGACUCAGUCCUUGCCAUUCGAAAAGGACUCACUGAACAUGAAAGCAAACGCGGGACGCCGGGAGUCUCACCGCAACCCAGCCCUCUGGCGCAGCCUACAGCCAGGGCACUCAAAGACUCGAUCUCAAUUCCCGUGCUGGAACAGACGGAGGAGAAGGACAACCGUCUUCACGUGAAGCCGUAGGCACUCAUCUGAGCAGCUUCCGGUGAUGGUUCAACAAGCGGCCAGCUGGACAUUUCGCCCGAUUAAUUACACAUAGAUUGCACGUGGGAUCUCCAUCCCAUCUAGAACUCGAUCAUCGUUUAGGUUUGUCCUUUGUGGAC